GAAAUCCGACAAAAGGCACAGAAACUAGCGGUCAUUCCGAUGUGCAAAACGCUGACCGACUAUAACGGCAUAAAUCAGUUGGAAAGCCGUCGUAUCGACGAGCUAUUGGUGGCGACCAACGUAUUCAUCACCGAAUUGAGCGAUAAUAACGUGGAGAUUAGGGACCCAAAUGAGUUUAUGCAAGUGACGAACCAAAAGUACGAGCAGAUUAUCCAGACUAUUGUCGAAUUCACCAAAAGAUUGGACGGUUUUCAGAAACUGUGUGUCGAGGACCAGAUGUCACUCGUGAAGUACGGAUUGGACGGUUUUCAGAAACUGUGUGUCGAGGACCAGAUGUCACUCGUGAAGUACGGGUGCCUUGAAUUGAAUUUUCUCAGAAGUCUACUGUAUUUCGACGAACAAACUCAAGAAUAUCUGUUCCCAUUAUUAUCUGCGAUCGUAAUUAUGAACCCUAAGCGACCAAACCUAACGCACAAACAAAGUAUCAAACUGGAGCAACAGCUUUAUGUGUAUUUAUUGCAACGAUACUUACUAUUGAGAUAUCAAUCGGAGUCGGAAUCAAAACUCCAGAAACUGAUGGUUUCGUUGACAGACCUCACGAUUGCAGCCGAAGCCCAUAAACAGUGCGAAGUGCAAGAGGUUUACGAGUGUAGGUCUUUAAUACAAUAUUAUGGCCCACUUUUAAGCGAAGUCUACGAUUUGCAUCAAUUACUAUAAUUUUGGUCAA
Messenger RNA from Oppiella nova, 727 nucleotides. Lineage: Eukaryota; Metazoa; Arthropoda; Arachnida; Sarcoptiformes; Oppiidae. The record is from the annotation of a GenBank genome assembly.